Volvox carteri f. nagariensis is the source of this 1248-nucleotide messenger RNA. RefSeq lists its product as uncharacterized. Lineage: Eukaryota; Viridiplantae; Chlorophyta; Chlorophyceae; Chlamydomonadales; Volvocaceae. The transcript has 7 exons. The coding region runs from base 1 to 1248 and encodes 415 amino acids. The record is from RefSeq and is a predicted model, not a curated record.
AUGGCUUCCGCAGUAUCCGUACAUCGAGAGAGGCAAACGAUGGAUCAGCUAGAUGACAAUGGAUCUUGGGAAAAUGUGGCGAGCCAUACGGGAACAGCCUUGGCUGCCCUCAGCGUUGAAGAUACGACGGGGUCUCGCGGCGAUGCACCGCUCUACGCUUCACCACCUGUUCAUUGGCAGCCCUUUGACAGCUCAAACAGCCACCGUGUUGAGCAUCACGUGCUGCCGCUGAAGAGCGAUCCCCUAGGAGGCACCGUCCGUGGAACAUUCGUGAGCCUGGAAGCGGCGGAGGUUCAUGCUCUGAUGGAAACUGGCAUCAACAGGGUCGAUGCCGAGAAGCUGCUGCUGUACUGCAAUGGCGACGUUCACAGCGCACGUGACCUGGCAGUGAAGGCCCGUAGCCUCAUCGGUGUGCUGCUUAGCAACGGGCCAAACAAAGCAGCUGGAGCGACAGAAGAGGCUGAUGACGUAGUGGCCAAGCCCGCAGCUGCCGAGUCCCUGGCGCUGGAAAUGGAGCGGGUGCUGGGGCGGUUUGAGGCAAGACCCGAUAUACCUCAGGCUGUCGUGUGUAUACGUAUACUCGUGAUGAGCUCCUGCAGGCGGGCACAGAUUCCGGCAUCACGGGAGCGGUACCUCUGGUGUGCCGUCUCGACUAAGGAUGUGUGCGCUGUUGUAAUGAGGGGAUUUAAUGCGGCCGGGCUCGGAAGGGAGCCGCUCUUCAUGGCCAACGCGGCCUUGGCACUCGACAAAGCAGGAGAGGUGGAACGAGAGCUGGCGCGCUUCAUGCCAACGUCCGCGGCUGAGCAGCCGGCAUUGGAAGCGGGACCUGCCAUGCUGCCGGAACCGAUGAACCUGGCCACAUCGCAGGGAAGCUCCCUUUGGAGGCGGAUUGUUUGGCAACCAAAGUCCUUGUGGCCAUUUCGCUCAGCCGAUUACCCUGGUAAGGGCGGCGUGUUGUUGCUGUGCCGGGUGGUAUUGGGUCGCAUGGAGCUGGGCCGCAGUGACAGCGGCGAGCUGACCCCGGGCGCAGACAGCGUCAUGGAUAUGAAGACGGUCGCCGCCUCGGUGAUGCAGCGCAACGCCGCGGCGUCUGCUGCUGGAGCGGGAGGGUGGACGCUACCGAGCACACUUCAGUCCGCGGAAGACCCUGCCUGGGAAGCUAACGGUAUGUAUGCCAACGACCUGGCAGUUGAGCUGCGGCACGCUGGAGCUCAGGCAUAUCCCGAGUACAUUGUGCACUUUGACUAA